GGGCUGUGACGGGCUGUACCGUGUUUUAGUGGGCUAGUAGUACUUUCGGCUCAUUCAUCUCUUCAGUCUUCACCUGAUUAAUAGGCUUAACCACCACCCAGAACAGAGCCAACCACCAGAUUUGGCUGGUGGGUUCUUGUCAUCAUCUUGGUAUUUUCUCUACUCUUUCAACUUUCCAGUAAAGAUUGCAACUUUUCAGUCUUUGGGUAGCUUUUCAUUUUCUCAAUCCAUGGCUUCUUCCAUACUCAAUGGAGCUCAAAGCUUCACUCUCAUCCGAGGAGGUGUAGCCCCCAAAAAGAUUGGUUUUUUGGGGUCAGGUUUCCAUGGGAAACAGUUUUCCAAUGUGGGUUUAACGAUGUCCAGGCCAGGAACAACGAUAUCCCCGAGGUGCAGCUUAUCAGCUUCAAGGCCAACUUCACAACCGAGAUUCAUACAACACAAAAAGGAAGCCUUUUGGUUCUACAGAUUCCUCUCGAUCGUCUAUGACCAUGUGAUAAACCCAGGUCACUGGACCGAAGACAUGAGGGACGAUGCCCUCGACCCAGCUGAUCUCAACGAAAGGGACAUGGUGGUUGUCGAUGUCGGCGGUGGAACCGGUUUCACUACUUUGGGUAUUGUUAAGCAUGUCGAUGCUAAGAAUGUGACAAUUCUCGACCAGUCUCCACACCAGCUUGCUAAAGCUAAACAAAAGGAGCCUCUCAAGGAAUGCAAGAUAAUCGAAGGUGAUGCUGAAGAUCUCCCUUUUCCUACUGAUUAUGCCGAUAGAUAUGUGUCUGCUGGAAGCAUAGAGUACUGGCCAGACCCACAAAGGGGGAUCAAGGAAGCAUACCGGGUGUUGAAAAAAGGAGGGAAAGCUUGCUUGAUCGGUCCGGUGUACCCGACAUUUUGGCUGUCUCGCUUCUUUGCCGAUGUUUGGAUGCUUUUCCCCAAGGAGGAAGAGUACAUAGAGUGGUUCGAAAAGGCCGGAUUUAAGGAUGUCCAACUCAAAAGGAUUGGCCCUAAAUGGUAUCGUGGAGUUCGCCGACACGGUUUGAUCAUGGGGUGCUCUGUAACCGGUGUUAAACCUGCAUCCGGGGACUCUACUUUGCAGCUCGGACCGAAGGCGGAGGACGUAUCAAAGCCGGUAAAUCCGAUUGCAUUUCUCUUCCGCUUCAUGUUGGGUACCAUGGCAGCAGCAUAUUAUGUACUGGUACCGAUCUACAUGUGGCUCAAAGAUCAAAUUGUACCAGAGGGUCAACCAAUCUAAAGAGAGAAUGUAACUCUGCUGCCCUUCCAAGUUGGAUACAUUUCUGUAGUUCUAUAACCUAUGUUAGACUAUUAAGGGCGUUUUUGCAUUUCUUAAAUAAAACCGAGCUCUUCAGGUAA
Molecule: messenger RNA, 1365 nt
Organism: Hibiscus syriacus
Lineage: Eukaryota; Viridiplantae; Streptophyta; Magnoliopsida; Malvales; Malvaceae
Product: 2-methyl-6-phytyl-1,4-hydroquinone methyltransferase, chloroplastic-like
Exons: 3
Coding region: 230-1246 (338 amino acids)
Biological process (GO): methylation
Molecular function (GO): 2-methyl-6-phytyl-1,4-benzoquinone methyltransferase activity
Source: RefSeq, a predicted model, not a curated record